This is a messenger RNA of Lates calcarifer (barramundi perch), 4741 nucleotides long. RefSeq names its product polypyrimidine tract binding protein 1a (gene ptbp1a). Gene Ontology annotation, biological process: mRNA processing; regulation of cell differentiation; regulation of RNA splicing. The coding region runs from base 113 to 1843 and encodes 576 amino acids. The transcript has 16 exons. NCBI's taxonomy places the organism in Eukaryota, Metazoa, Chordata, Actinopteri, Centropomidae. The record is from RefSeq and is a predicted model, not a curated record. Gene Ontology annotation, cellular component: nucleus. Gene Ontology annotation, molecular function: mRNA binding.
AAGUGCCUGGACUAAUCAGCGUUCGCCUCCGUGUGUUCAGCCAUUUUGUAAGAAAAUCAAGCAAGUCUGCCGCCCUACCUUCGCUUCAGACCUGCAGUUUUUUUCUUGUGCAAUGGACGGCCGCCUAGACGCUGACUUGUACCCUCUGGGAUCCGGCUACGUCCCUGAAAUUGACAGUGUCCAUGACAUAUCAGUUGGCACAAAGAGGGGAUCCGACGAACUCUUUUCUUCCUGCAUAUCCAACGGGCCCUAUAUCAUGAACUCAGCCAAUGGCAACGACAGCAAAAAAUUCAAAGGUGACGUCCGCAGUCCUGGUGUUCCGUCACGUGUGGUCCAUGUACGCAAGCUGCCCAACGAUAUAAAUGAGGCUGAGGUUAUUGGCCUGGGACUGCCCUUUGGGAAGGUCACUAAUCUGCUGAUGCUGAAAGGGAAAAACCAGGCAUUCUUGGAACUGAACAGCGAGGAGUGUGCACAGACGAUGGUCAGCUACUACUCCUCUGUCACCCCAGUCAUCAGAAACCACCCCAUUUACAUGCAAUACUCAACCCACAAGGAGCUCAAGACGGACAACUCUCCUAACCAAGUGCGUGCCCAGGCGGCUCUGCAGGCAGUCAAUGCUCUGCAUGGAGGUGGGAUGGGAAGCAUGGCCAUUUCCACAGAUGCGGGUAGCAUGGGAGGUGCAGCGACUCAAAGUCCUGUACUCAGAGUCAUAGUGGAAAAUCUUUUCUACCCCGUCACCCUGGAUGUAUUACAUCAGAUUUUCUCUAAGUUUGGCACAGUGCUGAAGAUCAUCACUUUUACCAAGAACAAUCAGUUCCAGGCUCUGAUCCAGUACGCCGAUGGCAUGACAGCUCAGCACGCUAAACUGUCUUUGGAUGGACAGAACAUCUACAAUGCCUGCUGUACCCUGAGGAUUAGCUUCUCCAAGCUCACCAGCCUCAAUGUCAAAUACAACAAUGACAAGAGCAGAGACUACACCCGACCAGACCUCCCUACUGCGGAUUCACAGCCCUCCAUUGAUCACCAGACCAUGGCUGCUGCUGCAUUUGCUGCGCCGGGCAUAAUCUCAGCCUCUCCCUAUGGUGGAGCACAUGCCUUCCCCCCAACCUUUGCUAUCCAACAGGCAGCAGGUCUGUCGGUGCCUGGUAUUCCCAGUGCCCUGGCAUCCCUGGGCGUGGGCCACGGCGGCAUGGCGGCUGCAGCAGCUGCUGCCAGCCGACUCGGUCUGUCCGGGCUCACUGCCUCUGGGGGACACAACGUAUUGUUGGUCAGCAAUCUGAACCCUGAGAGCGUUACGCCACACUGCCUCUUUAUUCUUUUCGGUGUGUAUGGCGAUGUGAUGAGAGUGAAGAUCCUGUUCAAUAAAAAGGAAAAUGCUCUGAUCCAGAUGUCUGAUGGCACACAGGCUCAGCUAGCUAUGAGCCACCUGAAUGGCCAGAGGCUUCAUGGCAGGGCCAUGCGUGUGACAUUGUCGAAACACACCACAGUGCAGCUGCCCAGAGAAGGCCACGAGGACCAGGGCCUCACAAAGGACUACAGCAACUCACCGCUGCAUCGUUUCAAGAAGCCUGGCUCCAAAAAUUACUCCAACAUCUUCCCUCCCUCUGCAACACUCCACCUCUCCAACAUACCGCCUUCUGUGGUAGAGGAUGACCUCAGGAGGCUGUUUGCCAGCUCAGGAGCCACAGUUAAGGCCUUCAAGUUCUUUCAAAAAGACCGCAAGAUGGCCCUGAUCCAGAUGGGCUCAGUUGAGGAGGCAAUUGAGUCCCUCAUCGAGUUCCACAACCACGAUCUGGGAGAGAACCACCACCUUCGAGUGUCCUUCUCCAAGUCCACAAUCUGAGUGCCUUUCCUUUCUCCCUCCAAAUCUAUUGCCAUCUGAAUGCUACUUUUCUGAAGUUUGCCUUCAGUGGAAAUGGCAACCGUAACAUAUUUAUGGCUGUGUUUCUAUGUAGAGUGUUGCUCCUGUCACCCCCAUUCUUAAUCAUUCCCCAUCAUUAAUAGGUUUGGGUUUGAGAUUUGAUCAAGCCUGCUUAUUGAUUCUGGUUCCUGAUUCCAAAUCUUUUAUAUUAUAACAAAAGUGUCACCAAAAUAGGUUCAAUUUUUGAUAUGGACAAAUAUGAAUAUUCCUUCCUGCCAUGCACAAAUUGAAUAGUCGCUGUUCUACACUUGUUUGUGUUUGAGUUAGAUCUGCUUGCACUUGCUGAUUCUGGGGCAUUAUGACUUCAACUUGAGACAUCAAAUACCGUGCCACAGUAGCUUAAACAGACUUCCUCCAAUGCUGGAAAUAGUUUUUUGAUCAAUGAUCACAAUUUCCUGUAUCGCUGCUGUCUUUUGUGAAGUUUGGCUACACUUGUAAGCAAUAAUUCUUGUCUAUAGUAAUGGCAACAUUAUUCAGAUGCAUUGGCGAUGUAAAUGAAAAUGUCCAAACUUAGUCAGUUCAGGAGUCGGAGAGUAGAAUCAAAGUGUGUCUCUGAUCAAAAUUCAGUUUUUUUUUUUUUUUAAAUGGGAACUGGUUCCCAAACCUAAUAAUUAAUUUGUUCCAUCUUAAAGUUUUAAGUGGGGUCCUAGGAAACAGCAACAUUCAGCAUUGAAAUGUGUUACUAUAUUGGAGGUUAAGUAGGGGAAGCUAAUGAACUGUCACUUUAGACCAAAUUGCUUAAAAAGAAAAAAGAAAAAAGAAAAAAAAAGAAAAGACACCCUCCACCACAGAUGUAUGUUUAUGUGGAUGAAUCGUAUCCACACCAGACACACUUCAGCAUUCCUUUUACUAUGAUAGUUGUGUGGAUAUAUCUAUGUUUGUGUGCCUUUUUUGAAAUGCCACUUUGAACCUGUUUGGCCAGUCAGAAACGGUUUGAGACUAGGAUUUUGUUUUGGCUCACAGACCAACAAACAGCUCCCAGUAUCCAUUUUUAUUUUAUCUUCUUGUAACUACCCACAUAUUUGCUUUGGGGGAUCCAUACCACUAUCUGAAGUUGAUUAAUAUGGAUGAAUUCUUCUUUUACUGUCUUUAUCUACAGUCUUGUGCCUUACUUUGCCCCAACCAGAUUGCCUUAAGCAUUGCUCUGGCUUCAUUUGGAAAAGAUGUGGCUCUCAACAUGCCUUUAUUUUUUCAUGCCUUUUGGUAUGUACCAGCAUUGUUGAAAUGGGGGAAAGUGGCUCAUUCAAUUAUCUGUUUAUUCUUAUCUAAGGAUUUGUAUGCAUAUAGCCCCAUUAUAUAUAUAUAUGUAGAAACUAUGAAUGUAAGUCAGUUAGAUGCCUAAUAUUCUUGCUAGGUGAUGUAGCUCUAUUAGGUGCAUUAUGGCAGGAGUAGAGCUGUAUUCAGCCUUCCUGCCCUACAAUCCUCAUUCACCUCCAUUUAGUCCUCUCACCGAAGGGACAGUGGUGUUUGGGGCCUCAUUUAACCAUAUUAUGUUCAUCUAUAUGUGGACACCUAUAUAUUCAUUUAUCUUUUCUUUUUAAUGUUAGCAUUUACAUGUGUAUCACUUCUAAACUUAACUGAUACCUAUGUGUAGUGGCUGGGUUUGAUCAUAAUCACAGUGCCUUGACUCUUUCACUUUUUAGUCUGAGGCUGAAACAUUUUGCAAACUGGUCAGUUGACUUUGUUUACCUCUCAUUCAGGUGUUUUAUCUUACCUGUCUGCAAAGAUGCCUUUAUCCCAUUAUCUUCAGGUAGUCAUACCUAUGAGAGGGCAGCUGGGAGGCAUUUGUCAAUUGAUGGUUAAAACAGUCUUGCACUGUGUCUAAAAACCCAGUAUAUUUUUCUCUUAAAUUCAGGAUAACAGGAUUACACGGUGGGAUAACCCUCACCCAUUCCCUGUCUGUGUCCACUUAAACCACAGUCAGGUUCUUUAGUGCACUUUUCGUCAAUGAUAGGUCCAAGCUGGCACCAUCAUCACGCUGAAGUCUUAAACGUCGUCACAUUCCUGCGUGCCUCAAGCACCAGUUUCCACAACCUCGACCACUGUAGUCUUGGACCAGAUACAGAUUUGCUCUGUCUCUAUUUUUGUAAAAGAUUAUUAUGCAUGAUUUAACGAAGCUUCAUGUAGCUGCAGACGGUUAUUGCUGUUAUGGACCAAAGUAUCUUCUAUCCCUGCUGUUUUGUAGUGUUGUGAUUUCUUAAAGGUUUUUUUUUCAUAUUCCUGCUAUUCCACAAAAACACAAGGCUUCAGUUUCCUUUUCUCUGUUCCUCAGAUGCCUUGGACAUAAGUCACAUGAAGUUAAAAUAUGUUUCGGGUAACAACACAUACUGUACAUUGUACCCCUUUUGUUUGAUUGACUUUACAAAGAGCCUGAUUUGGGUAGAGAUUGCUUUAGAAUGGAUACUUGAUUGAUCCACAGUCCUAGCUGUGAUGUUGACAGUGUAGAUUAUACAUGCCUUUCAGUUUUUGUUAAAAGCUUUUAUUUUUCUCUCCUUUUUUAUAUGGGGGCGGGGUGGGGUUAUUGUAUGAAGCGGGGGUUGAUGGUUGUAUAUAUUCAUGUUUUUGUACUACAAAAUCAUUUGGAUUAUAUCCACUCUACGUUCAAAACAUGUAUAUUUUGAUAAAAACAAUACAGACCUAUUAAGCUCUCUGGAGCUGUAAAAACAAAAAAAAACCUUUUGUAACACAAAGACAUUAAACCUAUCUGAACACAGAAGUGUCUCUGUAUGUGCCCCGCUCCCCCCUCCCCUUUGCCAUUCUGUUCUUGUCUCUUGCAUCUUCUGCUGCCUUCAAUAAAUCUUUAGUUUGUUCCUUCUUCCA